Danio aesculapii is the source of this 1077-nucleotide messenger RNA. It is a transcript of the gene frg1, whose product is annotated as FSHD region gene 1. Bases 85 to 852 code for a protein of 255 amino acids. The record is from RefSeq and is a predicted model, not a curated record. Lineage: Eukaryota; Metazoa; Chordata; Actinopteri; Cypriniformes; Danionidae. Gene Ontology annotation, molecular function: actin filament binding. Gene Ontology annotation, cellular component: nucleolus; catalytic step 2 spliceosome; striated muscle dense body. The transcript has 9 exons.
CACAGGCUGUUGCAGAAAAACGUUUUCCGGUUGUGAAUAGCAACCCUAAAACAUUUUGAUUUACUGUUGCGUCCGUGUGUGAUCAUGGCAGAGUAUUCACAUGUAAAAUCCACCAAACUGGUACUGAAAGGAUCAAACGAUAAAAAGAAGAAAAAGAACAAGGACAAGAAGAGAAAACGAGAUGAUGGAGGAGACAAGCUGGAUAUUGUUGGAGGAUGGUGGACGGUGAAGUGUUUUGGUGAGAUCACAGGCACAGUGGCCAUUGAGAUGCAUAAAAACUCCUACAUUCAUGCUCUGGACACUGGACUCUUCACUGUAGGAUCUCCACAUAAAGAGGAUGAAGGUCCAGAUCCUCCUGAACAGUUCACAGCUAUAAAACUCUCAGAUUCCAGGAUAGCACUAAAGUCAGGGUAUGGGAAGUAUUUGGGUAUAAGCUCAGAGGGAGUUGUAGUUGGUCGAUCAGAUGCCAUCGGCUCCAGAGAGCAGUGGGAACCAGUGUUUCAGAAUGGUAAAAUGGCCUUGCUUGCUGCAAACAGUUGUUUCAUCUCGUACAGUGAGAGCGGGGACAUUGUGGCCAAAAACAAGACAGCUGGAGAGGAGGAGAUGAUCAAGAUCCGUUCAUGCACAGAAAGGGAGGUGAAGAGGAAAGAUGAUAUUGCAGAUGAAGACAGAGGUGAUGUCAAGAACUGCGAGCUCAAUUAUGUAAAGAAGUUCCAGAGUUUUCAGGACCGGAAGCUGCGGCUGAAUGAGGAAGACAGCGGUUCACUCAAAAAAGCCAGAACAGAUGGAAAAUUCCAUGAGGCGCUGCUGGACAGGAGGUCAAAGAUGAAGGCUGACAGAUACUGCAAGUGAGACCAGAAGAAACACAUCAACAUUUUUACAUCUUUAUUGAAUUGCCGUUUUAAUUUCACAAUUUUAACAUUACUCUUGCAAAUGCAAGUUACAAACUCUAGCAGCAAUCCUGACUAUGUUUUCUACAUAUUUGUCAGAUGCAAACUUCUAGUCAGUAAUGUGAGAAGUCAGAUAUUUUGAGAAAUGUAUAUCUCUGAAUGUGUAUCUCUCAAAAUCUUGAAUAUA